GAAGUAUGUCAACCGGUGUCUCAGAGUCUAGACUUAGCCUAGACUCUGAGACCCUUACAAGUGUUUUGUUACGGAAGAAAGUACUGAAAUAUAAGAUACUCUAAAUUCUUACUUACAGAAACCGUAUUAAGAAAGGAUUUGAUGUACUGUUCGUGUCCUCAGGUGUUGCUGUUAGAGGCGGGUAUGGAGGAGCCCAUGAUAGCUGAUGUGCCAGCGGCCGCCCCCAUGCUGCAGCAAAGCAAUGUGGACUGGGGUUACACCACUCAGCCAGAGAAGUUCAGCUGCAGGUCGAGACCAAUGGGUGGCUGCAACUGGGCGAGAGGCAAAGUGAUGGGGGGCUCCUCCACUAUCAACUAUAUGAUCUACACUCGUGGAAACCCGCAAGACUACGACGAGUGGGCCGAAAUGGGGAACCACGGUACCUUAUUGUUCCACUUUUACAGUUGAACAGUCUAAAUCUUUGGUUGUUCACUGUAUAAUUUAACUCAGAUCGGCAAUUAAAAAUAAAGAAAUGACCAAUCCAUAAAAAGUGUGGUCGAGUUUAGAAAGUUGUGGCGAUAGUUAGCGUCUUGCGCAGAGACCACAGAAUAAACCUAUUGCCUGGUGGUCAUAUGUGCAAAGACCGUAA
Messenger RNA from Homalodisca vitripennis (glassy-winged sharpshooter), 628 nucleotides. RefSeq names its product glucose dehydrogenase [FAD, quinone]-like. Gene Ontology annotation, molecular function: oxidoreductase activity, acting on CH-OH group of donors; flavin adenine dinucleotide binding. Bases 142 to 447 code for a protein of 101 amino acids. The transcript has a single exon. The record is from RefSeq and is a predicted model, not a curated record. Lineage: Eukaryota; Metazoa; Arthropoda; Insecta; Hemiptera; Cicadellidae.